Messenger RNA from Oncorhynchus gorbuscha (pink salmon), 7246 nucleotides. RefSeq names its product adenosine deaminase RNA specific B1b (gene adarb1b). The transcript is spliced from 10 exons. Gene Ontology annotation, molecular function: double-stranded RNA binding; tRNA-specific adenosine deaminase activity; double-stranded RNA adenosine deaminase activity. Bases 2624 to 4867 code for a protein of 747 amino acids. The record is from RefSeq and is a predicted model, not a curated record. Gene Ontology annotation, biological process: RNA processing; adenosine to inosine editing. Gene Ontology annotation, cellular component: nucleolus; cytoplasm. NCBI's taxonomy places the organism in Eukaryota, Metazoa, Chordata, Actinopteri, Salmoniformes, Salmonidae.
UGUCAGCCUCCCUCACUGACAGUGUUUCCGUCAUAUUUAGGGCCCACCGUUUUAUACUAGUCAGGUCACAUGGUCAUUGGUCUGAGCCCUACUCAUACCUACUGAUGGGAAAUCAGUAAAUAGAUGAGUGCAAGUUGGUUGAAAACUGGCUCCCCUUCCAUUUCUCUCCCCUUCCAUUUCUCCUGCAGAUGCUCUGGUUAUUUUCCUGGGAUUUUCUCAUAUUCUUUAUACUGCACCAUAAAGCCUCUGGUGUCCAGUGAGGGCGGGUGGGCGUGCAAUACCAAUGUCUUCCACUGGGGGGCAUUGUGCACCAAGAUAAAGGCCCAUGUCAUCUUGUGGUUUCCUUUGUGGACUCUGGUUAGUGUGGUUUAGACCACGUGUGUCAAACUCAUUCCACGGAGGCCAGAUUAUCUGUGGGAUUUCUCUCCUCCCUUCGUUCUUGAUUGAUGAGUUAAGGUCACUGUUUAGUAAGGAACUCCCCUCGCCUGGUGGUCUAGGUCUUAGUUGAAAGGAAAAGGCAGAAACCAGCAGACACGAGGCCCUCCGUGGAUCGAGUUUGACGCCACCACCUAGACAGAAGGGUAAUAGUAAGGCUUUAGACAGAAGGGUAAUAGUAAGGCUUUAGGACAGAAGGGUAAUAGUAAGGCUUUAGACAGAAGGGUAAUAGUAAGGCUUUAGACAGAAGGGUAAUAAUAAGGCUUUAGACAGAAGGGUAAUAGUAAGGCUUUAGACAGAAGGGUAAUAGUAAGGCUUUAGACAGAAGGGUAACAGUAAAAGGUAAUAGUAAGGCUUUAGACAGAAGGGUAACAGUAAGGCUUUAGACAGAAGGGUAACAGUAAAAGGUAACAGUAAGGCUUUAGACAGAAGGGUAACAGUAAGGCUUUAGACAUAAGGGUAACAGUAAGGCUUUAGACAGAAGGGUAAUAAUAAGGCUUUAGACAGAAGGGUAAUAAUAAGGCUUUAGACAGAAGGGUAAUAAUAAGGCUUUAGACAGAAGGGUAAUAGUAAGGCUUUAGACAGAAGGGUAACAGUAAGGCUUUAGACAGAAGGGUAACAGUAAGGCUUUAGACAGAAGGGUAACAGUAAGGCUUUAGACAGAAGGGUAACAGUAAGGCUUUAGACAGAAGGGUAACAGUAAGGCUUUAGACAGAAGGGUAAUAAUAAGGCUUUAGACAGAAGAGUAACAGUAAGGCUUUAGACAGAAGGGUAACAGUAAGGCUUUAGACAGAAGGGUAACAGUAAGGCUUUAGACAGAAGGGUAACAGUAAGGCUUUAGACAGAAGGGUAACAGUAAGGCUUUAGACAGAAGGGUAAUAGUAAGGCUUUAGACAGAAGGGUAACAGUAAGGCUUUAGACAGAAGGGUAACAGUAAGGCUUUAGACAGAAGGGUAACAGUAAGGCUUUAGACAGAAGGGUAACAGUAAGGCUUUAGACAGAAGGGUAAUAGUAAGGCUUUAGACAGAAGGGUAAUAGUAAGGCUUUAGACAGAAGGGUAAUAGUAAGGCUUUAGACAGAAGGGUAAUAAUAAGGCUUUAGACCGAAGGGUAAUAGUAAGGCUUUAGACGGAAGGGUAAUAGUAAGGCUUUAGACAGAAGGAUAAAAUCGUAUUCAUGUACAACCAUAUUCCAGGACAGUGUCGUACAUGGUCUUUAUAGUAAGUCCUCCUGUAUUCUAACUCGGAAUGUGCCAUUUGUGCGGCUGUUAUACACUGCUAAUAUUUUGUGUCGUUGAGUUGGCCUUUAGUGACGUAAUAGCAGAGUAGUGACGGCGUAUGCCCACUAGAGGGAGGUAGAGCCCUGUGCUGCAGUAUUGUGACUUGUCUUAUUUAGUUACGCCUGUUAAGAGUUUAUACACUCAUCACGUGACGUGUGAGAUAUUUCACCUCAAAAGGUGUGUUAUUAUUGCAGGACAAGUACCUUGGGCUCAGCUGUUUUACUGCAUGAGUGUGUGUUUUGAGAAAUGAGAUCACUUGUAGUUAGUCGUUUAUGAGUGUGUUUACAGUAGUGUGACUGUGUUUGAGUGUGUGAUAGUGUGUGUGUGUAGCCUACAUUUUAAGCAUGCAUGUUUGUCCGUGUGUGUGCAUGCUAGUGCGCACGCGAGUCUGUCCGGCUUUGUGUGUGUGUGCUUGUGUGCGUGUGCACAUACAGUACAUGUGUUAGUGCGCAUGUGUUUUGUCCAAUGUGUGUGUGAACAGGUAGAGGCCAGGCAACGAGCCAGAGGCAGCCUGUGAUAGGUUGAGGGACAGUGUGACGUGUCAGUGAGACGCUAUAGAAGCACCGAGCUGGCGGGAGCAAGCUGCCUCUUCUGCCUGGAGAGAAGGAGUGGAAAAGAAAGAGCGAGAGAGAAAUAUAGGACCAACUCCUCGUGACGUUCUACAACUCUCUGAGGAACCGCACCAGUCCUCUCCUUUGAGAACAUCCACUUCCCUCCCACACACUUUCUAUCUGCGUCCCUUCAACUAGGUGGAGGGCGACAGAAACCAAGAAAGAAAGAAAAAAGAGAGACUGCGAGCGGGAGGUUGAGGGUAGUAAGCGUUCCACCACAUGGCUAGAAUCUAGAGGGCCAGUAGGGAGCGUUUCCAGGGCAGGAGAGCAGUGUGGUAGCCGGUGAAGGACAGAACAGCAUGGCCCUGUUCAGCACUGGCCCUCAGAGCCUGGGCUCCUACUACUGCCUCAUCCGCAGGAGGUUCAAGAGGAGGCGCAAGAAGCGCAGCGAGCGCCAAGGUGGAGCCGGAGCUCGGCAGCCCCGGGCCCAGCAGAAGCUCUUCACCAUGGACGUGGAUGAAGAGGAGAACAUGAGUUCGAGCAGCACCGACGUUAAGGAAAACCGUAACCUGGACAACGUCUCCUCCAAAGAGGGGGCAGCUGUAGGCGAGCAGCUCCCCAAUGGCAGUGGCGGGGGCAGCAGGAAGCGUCCCCUAGAAGAGGGCAACAAUGGCCACACGCUGUCCAAGUUCCGGGCCAAGAAGCGUAAGAAAACACCGGGCCCGGUCCUACCAAAAAAUGCACUUAUGCAGCUGAAUGAAAUCAAGCCGGGGCUACAGUAUAAGCUGCUGUCUCAAACAGGUCCGGUCCAUGCUCCCGUGUUUGUCAUGACCGUUGAGGUCAACGGUCAACUGUUCGAGGGCUCAGGUCCGACUAAGAAGAAGGCCAAGCUGAAUGCGGCAGAAAAGGCCCUGCGCUCCUUUGUCCAGUUCCCCAACGCCUCCGAGGCGCACCUGGCUAUGGGCCGGACACUGACAGUCAACACGGACUUCACAUCCGAUCAGGCCGACUUCCCAGACAUGCUCUUCAAUGGGUUUGAGACGCCCGCACCACCCGAGGACUCCUUUUACCUGGGAUCCAAUGGCAGCGGCUCCUUAAACUCGCUGGGAGAGUAUCCCCUGCCCUCCACGCCAGGUGCUAACCUUGCCCAGGCACCGUUGCCCCCUCCCUCCUCCUUCACCUCAAACUCGAGCGGAAAGAAUCCCGUCAUGAUCCUCAACGAGCUGAGGCCGGGCCUCAAGUACGACUUUGUGUCGGAGAGCGGUGAGAGCCACGCCAAGAACUUUGUCAUGCAGGUGUCGGUGGACUCACAGCAGUUUGAGGGCUCUGGACGAAACAAGAAGCUGGCCAAGGCCCGGGCCGCCCAGGCAGCCCUCUCAGCCCUCUUCAACAUGCAGCUGGACCAGACACCCUCCCGACAGCCCAUCCCCAGAGAGGGACUGCAGCUCCACCUACCCCAGGUUCUCGCCGACGCCGUCUCUCGCCUGGUGGUGGACAAGUUCAGCGAGCUGACGGACAACUUCACCUCGCCCCACGCGCGACGGAAAGUCCUGGCGGGAGUUGUCAUGACAACAGGCACAGACGUGAAAGAGGCCCAAGUGAUCUGCGUCUCCACGGGCACCAAGUGCAUCAAUGGCGAGUACAUGAGCGACCGCGGCCUGGCACUCAACGACUGCCACGCAGAGAUUAUCGCCCGCCGCUCGCUCAUCCGGUACCUCUACGCCCAGCUAGAGCACUUCCUAAGCAACAACAAGGAGGAGCAGCAGAAGUCUAUUUUCAUGCGCUGUGACAAGCGUGGCUACCGGCUAAAGGACAACGUCCAGUUCCACCUCUACAUCAGCACCUCGCCCUGCGGAGACGCACGCAUCUUCUCGCCGCAUGAGGCCGGCAUGGAAGACCAAGGAGACCGCCACCCCAACCGGAAGGCACGGGGCCAGCUGAGGACCAAGAUAGAGUCUGGGGAGGGGACCAUCCCUGUGAGGACCAGCAACACCAUCCAGACAUGGGACGGGGUGCUGCAGGGAGAGAGGCUGCUCACCAUGUCCUGCAGUGACAAGAUCGCAAGAUGGAACGUGCUGGGCAUCCAGGGAUCUCUGAUGAGCUACUUCACGGAGCCCAUCUACUUCUCCAGCAUCAUCCUGGGCAGCCUGUACCACGCCGACCACCUCUCCCGGGCUAUGUACCAGCGCAUCGCCGACAUCGAGGACCUGCCCCAACAGUUCAGCCUCAACAGGCCUCUACUGAGCGGCAUCAGCAACGCAGAGGCGAGGCAGCCGGGCAAGGCGCCCAACUUCAGCGUGAACUGGGCAGUGGGCGACCAGGCGCUGGAGGUCAUCAACGCCACCACGGGCAAAGACGACAUGGGGCGCGCCUCGCGCCUCUGCAAGCACGCCCUCUACAGCCGCUUUAUUCGCCUGCACUCCAAGUUGUCAUCCACACUGAGGAUCAAGGUGUCCAAGCCCAGCUCGUACCACGACGCCAAGGAGGCGGCUGUAGAGUACCACAACGCCAAGCAGACGCUGAUCAAGGUCUUCCACAAGUCGGGCCUGGGGGCCUGGGUGAAGAAGCCUAUCGAGCAGGACCAGUUCUCCCUCAACUCCUGAUCGGGCGAUUAGGGGGGAACCUCUUCACUCAACCCAACGCACCCCAACCCCCCUCUCUAGACCUGAGAGAGGCUCUUCGAAUCUACCAGCCACUGAGACUUCACGUGUGUGCGUGUGCAUGCGUGUGUGUGUGCGAACAUGCGUGUGUGUGUGUGUAUGUCUGUCUGAGUGUGUGUAUGAGAAAUAAUGCACGUGGUUCUGGCCUCCUCCCUCCGACCCCAAUCACUCUGCUCUCAUUCCUCAUCGCUGUGACGUCAUCACUUGCUGUGUCUGUCUGUUUGUUUUAAACCACAUAAAAUUCAAAUACCUUUUUAUGUCCUUAUGGCAAUAAAAAUGUAUGGUAUUUUAAACUGGAAUCCUUUUUAGUUUUUUAAAGUUUUUUGUAAGAUUUUACAUGAGGUUGUCCAUAUACCAUGUAGUUACUAAAUAAGUACUUCUGUAACUAGAAUGUACAAUGAUUGGCCUGAUUCCAUUUCUGUCAUUCAGUUAAAUGUAAUUUCACUAGGAAACCCAAAUGCCGUAUGACUUCAUGGUAUAUUUUUUUACGUAUUGUGAGAUUUGACCUUUUCUUUUCCUAUUUUGUUACAUUCUUGCCCCUGUAUUAAAAGCACAUAGGACAUGAUGCUAAAUACUCAUCCAAAAUGGUGGUUACAGUCAUUGAAUCAUCAUUCAUUUGAAAUAUUCUCUUGUGAACAUUUUACGCUUAUUUAUUUAUUUGAUGACGAUGUUGGUCAUUGAAACCAUUCCCAUUCCUAUUCCAUACUUGAACAGGGGCCCUGGUGGAGGCUGUUGAUGAUUCCCCUCGAGUCCUUUGGCCUAGAGAGUUUAGGGGAGGCGCUGCACGUUUUUUCUUAUUGACUUAAGCCAUGGCUUUGCAUGGGAACUGUCUCCGAGGUCUGCAGAGCUGAUUUGGCAGGGAACCACCAGGAUCUCCUCGAGUGAAUUUUGAAUGCCAGCAUCUUAUUUCUGCACAGGCAGCUUCAAAUCUUUUUUCUCUCUUUGUUUGUGUUUGUUUUUGGGGAGGGAGGGGCUUUGUUUUUAGAAUUGAAACUUUUGACUCUUUUUUUUGUGUGAGGAUUGAAGGAUUGCACUGUAACUGAAUAAUGACAGGAAUGAAGUCUUUCCAUCAAUGACACUGCAUAGGAGCUACAUUACACCUUCAUAAGCAUGAGCCUCAUGGACAUUAUGCAUCCAUGCCCUGGGCAUUUAUAAAUGCUUAUGUUAACAACCUCAGUUUGAAAUGUCAUGGUCAUGCAACACAAUUACAAGCAAGGUGACAUAACACAUCUUGUGUCAAUCUGGGGUUGUUAUGAAGGUGUAAAGUAGUCCAAAUGUCAUGUCAUUCAUAGAGAGCUGGGAAGAGCUUAUGUCAUCAUUUAAACACCUUUUAAAGGCCCAAUGCAGCCGUUUUUACAUCAAUAUCAAAUCAUUUCCGGGUAACAAUUAAGUACCUUACUGUAACGAUUUUUUUUUAAACAAAAAGCAAGAAUUUUGUUGGACUUUCUGGGAGUAAACUAGCUGUUAUUGGCAGAGAGGUGUGGAACUUUCUUUGUUAUUGGUCUAUUAACCAAUUUACAGCAUGUGAUGUCACCUUGGAAAGCCAAAACUCCCACCCAUGCAAACCUGCUGAUUAAAAAAUCCUGUGUAGAUUGUAUUUUCAACCAGCAACUAUCAGGAAAUAACACUGAUCAACAUUGUUUCACACUUUUCUAGUGUUAGUUUAAUCAGCUGUUGUACACAAUGAUAUAAAACACAGGAAAAACUGCACUGGGCCUUUAAAGGCAACACGAAUGCUGAUUGCUCAUUGUGUGAGUAAACUUCCAAGGGAACACAAAGAAACGCAUGAGAGUUUUUACAAAGUUGAGUUUGGUACCACCCACCCACCAAAUGACCAAUCUGUGUAUGCUCGCUCCAAGUCCUAUUGGUCCAUAUACCUGGGUAUUCUAUAAGCCCUGUUCUCCACUGUCUGCCGUGUGCUAAUCUUUUCUAUUUCAACUAUUUCUACAACGUGAUAAACUCUGGAUGCCAGUAAUGACAACUUGGUCAUAUACCUGUAAUAUCAGCAUUGUACAUUUGUUUAUUAUUGAACGUUGUGCGCUGCACUUGAUGGCCAGUGACAAACCACAAUUUGAACCGAUACGCUGCAAAGGGAUUGAUAUUAUGAGAUAUUCUUUACUUAGUGUAUUUUUAUAUCCAAUAUAUUUGGUUCAAAACAGCAGGGGGAGGUGUUUGGUUUGAGUCCCAGCAUUGUGUCUGUCGUGUGUGUGUGUAUGUCUAGAGUGAGGUGAGUGUGUGUGUGUAUGUCUAGAGUGAGGUGAGUGUGUGUGUGUAUGUCUAGAGUGAGGUGAGUGUGUGUGUGUAUGUCUAGAGUGAGGUGAG